Pieris macdunnoughi is the source of this 924-nucleotide messenger RNA. NCBI's taxonomy places the organism in Eukaryota, Metazoa, Arthropoda, Insecta, Lepidoptera, Pieridae. The record is from the annotation of a GenBank genome assembly.
AUGGCGUUGUACUAUGAUGAUGGUACACCGUAUGUUUUAUUGGGAGGACAUAGAAUACAAUUAGAAAGAGAGCCAUUUACGGAAGAGUAUUAUGUUGAAAAAGCGGAAAAGGAACUAAGAGAGACGCCGGAAAAUGUAGAAAAAGGGCUUAGGGAGUUACGUGAACUAUUAAAAGGAGAAUUAGACCUGGUUGUACCAAUGGAAGAUGAUGUGUUCCUGAUGAAGUUUUUGAGACCAUGCAAGUUCUACGCCGAAAGUGCUUUUAAAAGGAUAAAAGCCUAUUACAAAUUCCGUUUGUCAUAUGCGAACUAUUGCAAGGAUCUCACUCCGAGAGCCACUCAGGCUGCAUUCCAGAACUCCAUUGUUUCCAUGCUGUCCCCCAGAGACCAGCAAGGCCGUCGCCUACUGUUCGUGGAAUCUGGAGAACGUUGGAAGCCAAGUGUAAUACCACUUUCUGAAGUGUUCCGUGGGGUACAGAUAGCUUUGGAGUCCGCACUGGAGGAGCCCCGGACCCAAGUAAGCGGUGUCAACGUUGCAGUAAACUUAAAAGGACUCUCGCUGUCGCACAUUAUGCAUUUCACGCCAUCUUUUGCCAAAAUGAUAGUGGAUUGGAUACAGGAUUGCAUACCGGUCCGUCUAAAAGGAGUGCACAUUAUAAAUCAACCAUACAUCUUCAAUAUGUUAUUUGCACUUUUCAAACCAUUUCUAAGUACGAAGUUACGCUCGCGGAUACAUUUCCACGGAUCUGACACAACUUUGCUGCUUAAAGACGUAGAUGCCUCGCAACUGGUAGAGAGGUGUGGUGGAACCCUUCCGGAAAAUGAGGAAACUGGAGAUAUAAUGUGGAAAAUGCUUUGUCACUAUGAAGAGGAUUUUAAAACCAAAAUAUGUCAUGGUUAUGUCAACAACAACAACAAAUGUUGA